AAAAAAAAUAGUAGGGAAGCCUUCUCUCGCUCGUCUUUGAAGCAAUGUAGUGGAAAGGAGAACAGGGGGAUCUCCGAGCGCCCGGAGAAGGGUGGGGGGUGGCCGCUCGAGGAGCAUCGCCGCACGGACAUGAGCGCCCGAAAAGUGUCUCUUUUUGCCAUUUGAGGAUGGACCCCGCGGAGGCGUUGGUGUUCUCCUUGGUGCUGGUCAUCAUCGUGGUGUCGUUGCUGUCCAACGCGCUGGUGCUGAUCUGCUUCGCGUACAGCCCCGAGAUCCGCAAGCAGGCUCCGGGGCUCUUCAACCUCAACCUGACCUUCUGCAACCUGUUGCUCACCGUGGCCAACAUGCCGCUGACGCUGGCCGCCCUGGCGAGCCGCGCGCAGCCCGGCGGCGACGCCUUGUGCCAGGCGGCCGGCUUCCUGGAGACCUUUCUGUCCACCAACUCCAUGCUGAGCAUGGCGGCGCUCAGCAUCGACCGCUGGGUCGCGGUGGUCUUCCCGCUCCGCUACCACUCCAAGAUGCGCCACCGGGACGCCGCCCUGGUAUUGGGCUACACUUGGGCGCACUCCAUCAGCUUUUCCACGGCCGCCACUUGCCUCUCGGCGCUGGGCUACCACCGCCUUUACGCCGCCUGCACGCUGGCCGCGCCGCGGGAGCGGGCGAGCGGACGCACGCAGUUCGUCGUCUUCACGGUCCUCUUCCACGCGUUCAGCUUCCUGCUGUCCUUCAUCGUGCUGUGCGUCACUUACCUCAAAGUGCUCAAAGUGGCCCGCUUUCACUGCAGGAGGAUCGACGUCAUCACCAUGCAAACUCUGGUGCUACUCGUCGACAUUCACCCCAGUGUUCGACAACGUUGCCUGGAGGAGCAGAGGCGGCGGAGGCAGCGAGCCACCAAGAAGAUCAGCACCUUCAUCGGCACCUUCAUGCUCUGCUUCGCUCCUUACGUCAUCACAAGGAUCGUGGAGUUGUUCCCGGCGGUGCCCAUCAGCCCCCACUGGGGCGCGGUGUCCAAGUGCUUGGCGUACAGCAAGGCGGCGUGCGACCCCUUUGUCUACUCGCUGCUGCGCUACCAGUACCGCAAGACCUGCGGCGACAUCGUGGAUCGGCUGCUUAAACGCCACCGCUCCUCAAACGAGUCGAGGCCGAGCCCAGAGGGUCGAGGUCUCAGUUUACCCCGGGUGGAGUGACGACGAGGAACUGCCGUGGACUACGUGCACGAGCGCCUGGUGGAGUCAAGGGUAGCUAUACUGGAUCUUCCAGCACGUGACUUGAGUGAAUUAUUUAUCGAAGAGUGAUACGUAGCACUGAACGUUCCCGAUCAAGUGAUUUGAUCGUACUCAAGUGCAUCUUAAUCCGGAUGAUUUCAGCUACAAGGACUUUUAUUACUCUACAAGUGGAUGGAAAAUCCCAAUUGUGUUUAUUUUAUGUUUCCACUGAUUGUACUUUGUGACCCAUUUUUGGCCCACAUUUGACCCCAACCCACCCCCCCACCCCCAAUACAAGAACGAUUUUCGUCGAUGUAUGUAACCCAACACAGUAACAAAAUUAAAAUAACUAAACGGCACUUCCGGAGCAAAGGGGCACGUGCCUGUCCCUAAGGGUCACAUAAGUAGCCGGAAAAUAGUCAGUGGUGAUGGGAUAUUGUGAUUUCCUAGGAAUGUUGUAGACGUGAUCCUUUGAAAAGAGAGAUUUCUAGAAAUACAGUGUUGCAUAUUGAUAUUUACCGGUUCCUAAUUAUUGCUGAUAAUUAUCAAGAAAUGAUGAUCGGUGUCUUUGCAUAGAUGAUAGCAAAGGUAGCAAAUGUGUUAUUUCUGAAGUGUCAAUCAAACUGGUAGGCCUCAACUCAGUCUGGUCGAUAUAGUGAGGGAGAAUUAAAAAAACAAAAACAAAGUUGUGCAGUUUAAUACGAUAGUGAUGGUGUGCACGGGCGUAAUGUUUAUCACCAUUAUCAUCGAUCAAUAAUACUUAAGCAGAAUGGUGCGGACGCCGAGUCGUGGGUUGUGUCGUAGCGACGCAGGCGCAAUCUGCCGCUAAUUGGAUGACAAAUGUGCAGCGUUUCAAAGCACAACCACAAUUAGACUUUUACAGCCACACACAAGCGCCCAACGCUUGUAUUUAUGUAGUAGACAAAUCUCGACUCGUUGUUGUCUGGAUGUAUGAUUCGAUGUCACAGAGCAUGCUAGCUAAACACCUUUAGCGUUAGCAACUAUUUGUGUGGCGUACUGUACUGUUGGACACACCAAGACAAAUAAUGCCUUAAAUGCUGUAAUCUGGGUCACAUGGACUAUUUUCCAAACAAAUACGCAACUAUAGGAAGAGA
Molecule: messenger RNA, 2320 nt
Organism: Syngnathus acus (greater pipefish)
Lineage: Eukaryota; Metazoa; Chordata; Actinopteri; Syngnathiformes; Syngnathidae
Product: G-protein coupled receptor 26-like
Exons: 3
Coding region: 168-1187 (339 amino acids)
Biological process (GO): adenylate cyclase-activating G protein-coupled receptor signaling pathway
Cellular component (GO): membrane
Molecular function (GO): G protein-coupled receptor activity
Source: RefSeq, a predicted model, not a curated record